UCUUCACUUUCAGCCCAAUGCUGCGGCCAUGGAACAUUCGUACCACAAUCAAACAGGUGCUGUGACAGGACCUGCAUUGCAAGCUGAAAAUGUGGCGGCUGCUGAAGUCGCCUCCUUCGGUUAUGAGAGAGCCUACCAUUUUAGCUUCUGCAUUGACCGCAGCGCCUGUGGCGCCGCCUUGGUCUGCCCAGCAUGCUGAGGCCACAGCUUUGAGGCAUCGGCUGGAAAUUCUGGCAAGACACCUCGAGAUGGGUGAAGGCGAAGCUGUUGACCAUGCUUGGGUUCAGCGCUUCGUUGCAAGUCACACGCGCUUGGUAGAACUUGGAUGUCGCCUCGAGGAAGGCUUCGUCGAUGUGGAUUCCGAGGCCGUGAUGGGGGACGGCAGUGGCGCAGCACAAGAAGCUGCGAAUCUGCGAGCCAUCCAGAUGUUUCAUUGGUAUUGGUCCGUUAUGCACCGUUGUUUUUCAUGUCAUUUUUACAUGAAGCAAAUAUCAAGUUAUCAUUGA
Messenger RNA from Cladocopium goreaui, 506 nucleotides. Lineage: Eukaryota; Dinophyceae; Suessiales; Symbiodiniaceae. The record is from the annotation of a GenBank genome assembly.